AUGAAUUUUUUAUCCUCUAAUAAAAAUAAUAUAAGAAGUACGAAAUCUGAAGUAAUAGCAAAAGUAAAGGUUGAUAAUAAAAGUAAUAAUAAUGAGAAUUAUAUAAAUGAGGAAGUUGGAAGUAUGAGAUAUAAUAAUUAUAACAUGAAUAGUAUGAAUCGUAAUAAUAGUAAUCAUAUGAAUAAUAAUGUGAAUAAUAAUGAUAAUGAUAUUGAUCACCAUGUUAUGAAUAAGCAGCAUAUUAAUAAUAAUAACAAUUUAAAUUUUAUAAUUGAUGAUAAUAAUAUAAAUAAUCAUAAUGAUAUUGAUAAGAGGUCUGAAAUAUAUUAUUCUAAUAAAGCUUAUGAUCCUGAAUAUUUAUAUAAUAGUAAUAAACUUUCAAAUAAUAUAAAAAUAACAAGAAAUCAUACGUCAACACAUAGAAUGAUAUCUCCACGUAGAGAAUCCAUAAAUAUAUUUUCAUCUAAAAUAAAUAGAACUUCUAAUAUAUAUAGAAAUUAUGAUGAUAAAUUAUCAUAUGCAGCUUUAUAUGCUUCAAAUAAUAAAAAAAAAAAUACUUUAGAUAAAAUAUCCAUUCCAGAAUCUAAUGAUAGUUUUAAAACACAAACAAAUUCACAAAUUGUUGAACAGUCUAUUGAAUUAUUAAAACAUUUAAUGAAUCAGGAUCGACGUAGUAUUUCUUCCGUACAUGAAAGUGAAAGGAAAAAUAAACUCAUGUAUAAAUUGAUUGAUAAUAUGAAAAGACAUGGAGAUAAAAAUGAACAUUCUCAUUCUCAUAAUAAUAAUAAUAAUAAUAAUAAUAAUAAUGAAGAGUAUAAUAACUCCAUAGAUUUGUAUAAAAAAAAAAUUGAUAUGUUAAAUUUAAAAUUCCUUAAGUUAAAAAAUGAAUAUACUCAUGCAAAUAAUGAAAAUAUUAUUCUAAAAAAACAAAUAAGAUGUAUGAAAGAUAAUUAUCAUUUAUUAAAUCAGAAACGUUCAACUGUCUCUUUUUCUAGAGACCUUUCACAACAACGUCAACAAAAUGAACAUAAGGAUUAUCAUCAACAAGAUUUAGAUACAUCAAAUGAAUAUUCCAAGGUUAAAUAUAAUAAUGAUAUACAUGAUGUUAAAAUUAAUAAUAAAUCCAUGAGUCAUAAUCAUAAUAAUAUAUUAUCAUCAUCAUUAUCUUCUCCACUUUCUGGUAAUAAAAAAAAUAUUCCUAAUGAAGCAAACAAUGAUUAUUAUUCACAAACGUUUAUAGACCCUUCAGAAAAUAACAAUAAUAAUAAUAUUAAUAAUAAUAGGAGAAAAACAUAUACAGCAUCUGUUCAUUUGAAUAGAGCAUCUAAUAAUACUUUUUUACCAACUAGUAAUAAAGUAGAUGAAAAUUAUAUAAACAAAAUAAGGGAAGAAAUAAAAUUAGAAUUGACACAAGAAAUAACAAAUAAGUUAGAAAAAAAAUAUAAUGAACAAUUAUCUGAAUUAAAAAAAAAAAUGGAAGGUGAAGUAAAACUUUCAUCCUCUAAAGAAUUGAUUAAAAAUAAAGAUACUUCAGAAAAUACAUGUAUGUAUGAAAAAGGAAAAAAGGAAAUGAAAAUUUCAAUUGAUAAUCUUUUUAGUAAUGUACAAAAAGAAGUAGAGGAACAAAUUAAUGAUAUAAUAAAUGAUUAUAAAAAUAAAUUUACAGAUACUUUUAAACACUUUUUAAAUAAUAACAAUCAUCAGAAAGAGAAUGACGAACAAGAACAUGUUCCUAAUGAUGAAAAUGGAAAAGAGGAAGACAAAAUCAUGCCUGAUGAAUUAUUUAAUGAUAAAAUUAAUGAAUGCUUAAAUUUGCUUGAUAAAAUUGCUCAAGGAAAUAAAGAAAAGGAUAUAAAAAAAGCCGAAGAAACUAAAAAUGAAACAAUAAAUGAAACAAUAAAUAUAAUUAAUUCUUUGAAUACAAUUAAUGAAGAUAUGAAUAAUAUAGAUGAUUUAAUAUAUAAUAUUAAUUCUACUAUUAAUGAAAAUAAUAUUUUAAACAAUGAAGAGGAUGAUUAUCUAGAAGAUUUAAAUAUUUUAAAAAAAAGGCGUUCCAAGAGUAUAGAAUCUGUCGGAUCAGAAAAUUUUGAAGAAUGGAAAAAAAAGCAAGAAUUACAUUCAAACAACAAUAUUAAAGAACAUAAAUUAUUUUUUCAAGUUAUAGAAACAAACGAAGAAGAAUAUGCACAUGAACUAUCUGCUAAUGAUUUAAAAAAUGUGAUUGAUAAUGUGCAUAAUAAUGAUAAUAAUUUUAAUGACGAUUAUAAUAAAGAUUCGACUUAUAAUAAUGAUCAAUUAAUUAAUCCAUUUAUAGAUGAAAAAAUACAAAAUGUGACAGAAAUGUUUAAGAUGGAUAACGUGGUAGAUGAUAAAAAAAAGUUCGAUGAGGAAACAAAUUAUGAUAUACAUAAAAAGAAUAAUAUAAAUGAAAAUGAAGAAUUAAACACUGAUGAAUUGAAUAUGAACAUAUCUAUAAAUGGCGAAGAUAUGGAUAAAAUAUGUGAUGAUAACAAAAUAUGUGAUGAUAAUAAAAUAUAUGAUGAUAACAAAAUAUGUGAUGAUAAUAAAAUAUAUGAUGAUAAUAAAAUAUAUGAUGAUAACAAAAUAUAUGAUGAUAACAAAAUAUGUGAUGAUAACAAAAUAUGUGAUGAUAACAAAAUAUGUGAUGAUAACAAAAUAUGUGAUGAUAACAAAAGACAUGAUGGUGAUAUAAUAAAUUAUAAUGAAGAGGAUUAUGGUUCCCCCAUUAGGGUAGAUGAAAAUAAUGAGAAUGAAAAAGACAAAAAAAAAAGUAAAUGGAAAAGUUUAUUUUCAAGUAAAAAAACAAAGAAGAAAAAUUUAAGCGAUAAUUUUGGUAAUGAUACAGAAUUAUGGGCAAAAAGUGAAAAUGAUGAUAAUAAUAAUAAUAAUAAUAAUAAUAAUAAUGUUAAUUACUUUAAUAAUGAUAUUAUUGAUAAUUCUUAUAAUAUUAAUAAUAAUUAUAACAGCGAUUAUAAAAAUAAUCUUUUUAAUAAUAUGAAUAAUGUAUCAACAAAUAUACAUAUUGAAAAAGGUGAAAUGAACUUAAUUAGAAAUGAUAUAAAUAAUAAUGAAGAUGCAGAAAAAGAUAAAGUUAAUUAUGAAUAUUCAAAUAAUGUUUUUAAAAAUUGUAAAGAUAAAUUAUCAACUGAUAUUCAUAAUAAAACGACACCACUUGAAUUUAAUUAUAAUGAGAAUAAUUAUUAUAAUGACAAUAAGAAUAUACAAAAUAAUAUUAAUAAAUAUAAUAAUGUUAAUACAUAUGAUAAUACAUAUGAUAAUACAUAUGAUAAUACAUAUGAUAAUACAUAUAAUAAUACAUAUAAUAAUACAUAUAACAAUUCAUAUAAUAAUAAUAGUCCUUUUGGUUAUGAAAAUAAUAAUGAAAGGGCAGAACGAAAUUUUAUAAAUUCUUCUAUUUAUUCAUAUAAUACAAAUAUGAAUAAUCAAGAAGGACACAAUAACGUUUGUUCUUCUACUGCAAUAUAUAAUAACAUAAAUAAUAUGAAUGUGCAUAUGAAAAGAAAUAAUUCAGUACAUAUAAAUAAUCAGGUUGUGUUUAAUGAAUAUGAACAAAUGAAUAUAGAAAAUGUAAAUUUCAAUUCACAAAAUGUAGAAAAUAAUUUGAACAUAUAUAAUAAUAAUAAUAAUAAUAGAAGUUAUACAAAUUAUACAAAUAAUAUGAAUGAUGAAAAAAAUAAUCAGUAUAAUUUAUUUUGCAAUAUUAAUAAUGGAGACAACAACAACAACAAUAAUAAUAAUAAUAUUAAUUACAAUAAUAGUAAUUACAAUAAUAGUAAUUACAAUAAUAAUAGUAUCAAUUUUCAAAAUGAAUAUAAUCAUAUACGCUUUGAUGAUAAUUCAUCUUCACAUAUAACACAACACCCAUAUAGUAAAACCUCAAAUAUUAUGAGAAUAAAUACAACGGCAUUAAAUACAAGUAAAAAUUAUACAAGCGAUUUAUAUCAAACAAAUAAAAGUAGAUUAUCAACAAAAAGUGAAAUACACUAUAAUUCAUUGAAAUCUCAAAAAAAGAAAAACCUUGAAGACCUUUUUUCUUAA
Messenger RNA from Plasmodium gaboni, 4080 nucleotides. RefSeq lists its product as hypothetical. Lineage: Eukaryota; Apicomplexa; Aconoidasida; Haemosporida; Plasmodiidae. Bases 1 to 4080 code for a protein of 1359 amino acids. The transcript has a single exon. The record is from RefSeq and is a predicted model, not a curated record.